Molecule: messenger RNA, 465 nt
Organism: Anthostomella pinea
Lineage: Eukaryota; Fungi; Ascomycota; Sordariomycetes; Xylariales; Xylariaceae
Source: the annotation of a GenBank genome assembly
AUGGACGUGCCCUUUGUCGCCGCGGCCGGGAAUCAUGCCUUGAAGGAGGGCCGCCACAACAUCGACGUGGUGCCGCAGGUCCUUGAAGGGACCAAUCUACCUAUUAUCAAUGCAGGUAAUGCGGAUGCCAAUGGUAUCAUAAUGCCAGGGUCGCAAAGAGGCGACCACCUUUGGCUUUAUGCCACCGGCAAGGAUAUAUCGUGCUACUCGAAAGACGGCUCAAUACUAGAGAAGGAAAGUGGCACAUCUUUUUCCACGCCCCUGGUCGCCGGAGAGAUAGCCAACCUCCUCUCACGCCGCGAAGUCCCCUUCGACACAAGCGAUGGGAAGCUCGUCAACAGCCUUCGAGAGUACCUGCGGUCCAACAAGGGCAGUUGGGAGCGCACGGCGCCAGAUGGCACAAAGGCCCGCAUGUUGUGGAACGGGGCCACAGAAAAAUAUAUACAGAAGGCCAAGGCAGCAUGA